This is a messenger RNA of Perca flavescens (yellow perch), 2657 nucleotides long. RefSeq names its product ST6 beta-galactosamide alpha-2,6-sialyltranferase 1 (gene st6gal1). The transcript has 9 exons. Gene Ontology annotation, biological process: sialylation. Lineage: Eukaryota; Metazoa; Chordata; Actinopteri; Perciformes; Percidae. Gene Ontology annotation, molecular function: beta-galactoside alpha-2,6-sialyltransferase activity. The coding region runs from base 319 to 1860 and encodes 513 amino acids. The record is from RefSeq and is a predicted model, not a curated record. Gene Ontology annotation, cellular component: Golgi apparatus.
UUCUUCUUCCUGCCGCCAGCUUGUCGUUUGGCGCCGCAGCAGAGAGAGAGACCGAGCGAAAGGAGGAGCGGGAGGAGGACUCUCCGCCGGGAUACGGUUCGUACUUCUCCAGAUGCCACCGGACACCGACAGCGGCCUCGGACCGGACGGACGGACAGCGGCGGAGACGGCGCGGGGACCGGGGCGCGCGGGACUCCCCGGGAACAAUGGCGGCGGGAACAACAACAACAUCCUCGGUACCGCGAAGAUAAAUCAACGGUAGGCUCCCGUUAACGGAGCAGCAUCACUGAUUAACAGAGGAGAUGAGGGGAAACCUGAAUGCUGCAGCCCGUUUCUAAGCAACAACAGCAUCACAGCGUGCGGUACGGCACGCACACCAUGACCUACAAGAUCCCCGGUGCAGCGAUGGACCGAGUCAGCCUGCUGUGGCGUCUGAGGCGGCGAGCUCGUCGUGGCGUUCUCUGCAUGGCCUUCUUCUGCAUCUCCAUGGCGCUGCUCUACGCCAUCUGUGCCGAGAACAGCGUGCCCGUCACCGACGCCAUCUUCGGGGUCCGGGCGCGGACCCGGGCUCAGCCACGGGCGCACUCCGUCAUCAAGCAGGUUUUGCGUGUUGACCCCCAGAAGCUGCCUGGCGUCGUCCCCGGUGACCCUCACCGGCCAAUCCCGGUGCUCUCGUCGCCGAACCGGACGCAUGACGCCGGCGCCGGCGACCCGGUGACGCGCCGGCGGCACCGGGAGCCCCCCGGGCUGCUGGCCCGUCUGCUACCGCGGCCGUUCACCCGAGCCCUGGAGACGCUGUUCGGCGGCCGCCGGCGCGGCGAGCUGAGCGGCAGAGCCGGCGACGCUGAGUUCUUCGGGCCGCACGGCCUUCUGGGAGAAGUGUGGGACGACGAGAUGUCCAGCAGCAUGCUGGGGAGCCGGCUCAGGAAGGUGGUGCAGAACUACCAGGCGAUGAAUAAGUAUGGUGUGGAGUUCUCCGGUCCCGGUGGUGUGUCCGGCCGUCCCAAGCUGAGCAGCUCUGAGCUGCUGUGUGAGCUGAAGGAGAAAGUCUCCGUGAGCACCCUGACCUCCGACCUGCCCCCCUUCUCCUCGCUGUCCUGGGCCGCCACGCUGCCGCCGGCGCCGCUGACCUCCGACCUCGGCCCGUACCGGACCUGUGCCGUGGUGUCCUCGGCCGGGUCGCUGCGCUACUCCGGACUCGGCAAAGAGAUCGACUCCCAUGAUGCCGUGCUGCGCUUCAACGCCGCGCCGACCACCGGCUACGAGAAGGACGUCGGUUCCAAAACCACGAUCCGCCUCAUCAACUCGCAGGUGAUGGCGUCUGAUGACCACCGCUUCCUGUCCAGCUCUCUGUACAGCUCCGGUGCCCUGGUGGCCUGGGACCCCGCCCCCUUCUCCGCUGACCUCACUCAGUGGUACAACCGGACGGACUAUCCGAUCUUCCUGCAGUACCAGAGGUACCGGAGGCUCCACCCCCUGCAGCCCUUCUACAUCCUGCACCCCCGCUUUGAGUGGCAGGUCUGGCAGCGCAUCCAGGACAACAUGGCCGAGCCCAUCCAGAGGAACCCGCCCUCCUCCGGCCUGCUAGGAACGGUCCUGAUGAUGUCGCUGUGUGACACGGUGCACGUGUACGAGUUCCUGCCGUCCCGCAGGAAGACGGAGCUCUGCCAUUACUACCAGCGCUUCUACGACGCGGCCUGCACGCUCGGCGCCUACCACCCGCUGCUGUACGAGAAGAACCUGGUCAAACGGAUGAACCAGGGCUCCGACCGGGACAUCUACACCCACGGACGAGUCACCCUGCCUGGGUUCAGGAAGCUCAACUGCACCCAGGCGGCUGGAGGGUCACCCAAACACUGACCACCGGGAAAUACAGGAGCAAAGUGUGCACACACACACACACACACACACACACACACACACACACACACAUGCUCACACACACACACACACAAACACACACACGCACAAACACGUAAACAAUAGGCAGAUGCAUGAACACUUCCUUUUCACUGCCGAAACAAAAAGAAACGCCGUGUCACUCACUUUAAAUAUUUCAUGUUGUACACACACACACACACACACACACGCACACGCACACACACGCACACACACGCACGCGCUCAUGCACACGUUGCGCAAGCACACACACACACACAAACACGUAAACAAUAGGCAGAUGCAUGAACACUUCAUUUUCACUGCCGAAACAAAAAGGAACGCUGUGCCGCUCACUUUAAAUAUUUCAUGUUGUACACACGCACACGCACACGCACGCACACGCACACACACACACAUACACACACAUACACACACACUGAUAGAUGUGCCUGCUGUUCACACAUACAUAACCUCACGAGGAUGUUCCCCUGUUCAUCUCUAAUGCCCGUCUCAGUCAGAAACGUGGUACAGUUAAGAACAGUAAGGGAGUAAAUGUACUUAGUUACAUUCUGAACGUUGAAAGUACCUUCAAGUUUCAACUGGUCUGGACGGGAAUCAAACUGAGCCCCAUCUUCUCAUCUGGGACCCAGACGGACGAGAGGGUUUCACUGAUGACUGACGGACUGCACCUUUAAGAAACCUCUGGAUGAAUGUCUUUUACACACACACACACACACACACACACACACAGACACACACACACACACACACACACA